AUGAGGACGAUUCUAUCACCGCGAUCACGGGCUACAACAGCUACCUUUGAUGGUACGGACAUUGGAGGGGAGGAACAGGAAGAGGUGGAUGUUCUGUACGAAAACCAACGCGGAUGUUUCUUCUGCGGUAUUCCGUUGUUCUCAUCAGCGGGUUUGUUGAAUUUCGAUCCCUCACCGUGGACCCGUCUCGCACCCACCCGACAUGUCCAUUCCCCGGUGACGGUAGCUGACGCACAACCACCCGAUCCGACGUGGACGUGGGCUUGGCCGAGGUGGUUCGUGGAUAUGAGUCAGGAUGUGGACGAUAACGGGUGGUCGUACUCAUUCCAGUUUCAUGGUACGAGAUGGCAUGGGACGCACAUCUGGUUCCAAUCAUUCGUGCGCCGGAGACGAUGGGUACGCAAACGAACACGACAACUCCCCAUUUCAACCCAAAAUCCCCUUCAACAAUCCGACGGCAGCCGCAUCAGCGCCCCAGUCGAGGAUUACUGGACCGUCUACUCCGCCGCCGAACGCGAAUCCCGGUUUCAGAGUAUGUUUGCCGGCCCAGACGACGGAGGUCCCGCCGAUGACGACGACGAAGAUAUCCGAGACGUGAAUGCCCUCGAACGCGCACUCAAACGCGCACGGCUUGACCGCGAGAAGAUUACCGCGUUACGGAAUUUCUUGCAUGACGCUCCGACCGAAAUCAGUGUCCUCGCCCCCCGCAUACCUACUCUCCUCUCUACCUUCGUCUUUCAAUCCUCCCGCACUGAGGUCCUGAAACUUCUCGUUGCA
This is a messenger RNA of Saitoella complicata NRRL Y-17804, 777 nucleotides long. RefSeq lists its product as uncharacterized. NCBI's taxonomy places the organism in Eukaryota, Fungi, Ascomycota, Saitoellomycetes, Saitoellales, Saitoellaceae. The record is from RefSeq and is a predicted model, not a curated record. The annotation marks the transcript as partial. The transcript has 2 exons.